UCAAAGUUGGAGUCUUUGUGAGUCUAAGAACUUUGGAAAUCAAUCUCAACCAAUCCAUCGCGUGCUUUAGUGAGUAAGCUCUUGCUUUUUUUUUUCCCUUAUGGAAUCGGUUCAAUCAGUACCGUCUGCGAACUCAAACUCGUCGCCGGUGCCACCUUUUCUGAGCAAAACCUACGACAUGGUUGAUAAUCCUUCGACCAAUGAGGUCGUGUCUUGGAGCAAAGGGAACAACAGCUUCCUCGUGUGGAACGUGCCUGAGUUCUCUAAAGUGCUAUUGCCUAAGCAUUUCAAGCACAAUAAUUUCUCCAGCUUCGUUAGGCAGUUAAAUACAUAUGGAUUCAGGAAAGUUGAUCCAGAUAGAUGGGAAUUCGCAAAUGAAGGAUUUUUAAGAGGCCAAAAACAACUACUUAAAAGCAUUGCAAGGAGAAAACCUUCACAUGUGCAGCAGAAUCAGCAACAAACUCAAGUUCAGAAUUCAUCUGUUGGUGCUUGUGUUGAAGUGGGGAAAUUUGGAAUAGAAGAAGAAGUAGAAAGACUCAAGCGUGACAAGAACGUUCUUAUGCAAGAGCUUGUGAGGUUGAGGCAGCAGCAACAAGCUACGGAACACCAACUGCAGAAUGUGGGACAGAAAGUUCAGGUUAUGGAGCAGAGGCAACAGCAAACGAUGUCGUUUUUAGCAAAGGCGGUUCAGAGUCCAGGUUUCUUAAACCAGUUAGUACAACAACAGAAUAAUAAUAAUGAUGGCGGCAACAACAAACAUAUUCAGGGAAGUAAUAAAAAGAGGAGACUUCCUGGAGAUGAAAAGGAGGAGAGUUGUGGAGGGGAUGAGGAGGCUAAUGGUCUUAACCGUCAGAUUGUUAAGUAUCAGCCUUCUUUAAACGAAGCAGCACAAACUAUGCUUAGACAGAUCUUGAAUAGGAGUAGCUCACCUCGGUGUGAAACAGUUUCAAACCAUCCUGACAGUUUCCUGUUGGAUGAUGCUCCCAGUUCUAACUCAGCUCAGUCAGAAAAUGAAGCAGGUUUGGUGCAUCAUCCUCAAGCUGGUCCAAGUCCAAGCCAAGGAGGAGUAGCAGCUGCAGGUUCUUGGAGCCCUGAAUCUGAAGUAGUUGGAUUCGAGACAGGUGAUGGAGUGUGUUUUGAUCCAAUAAUGGCUGCUUUAGGUGGGUCGCUGGAAAUAGAAAGCGAUGAAGUCUCUCCUGUAGGUGAGGGUGAGUUACUAAACGAGGUCCCUAAGCUGCCCGGAGACGACCAAGAUUCAUUCUGGGAACAGUUCUUUGCUGAUGAAACCCCAUUGAUUGGUGAGAGAGACGACAUUCUUUUAGGAGCAGUGGAGAAUAGUGACAUGGUAAUGGAGCAAGAACCGAACGAGUGGAAGCAACAAGAGAUGAACCAUCUUACUGAACAAAUGGAACUGCUUUCUUCAGAAACAGAGAGGAAAUGAAUGUAAGAACUUUGGAAAAUUAUCUGCAUUGCUCUUCUGUCUUUCUUUCAGGGGAUAUGAACGAAGGAGAAAUGUAUGAGACGGUGUCUGUGAUUGCUUACCUUUUAGGUUGUCUUGGAGAUGCACAAAACCUGUAAAAGAACAACAUUACCACUAUGUUUGUGAAUAAUCAAUCUUUGAGUAGAGAUUUUGUUCUGUAUUGUUUCUAAUUUAUGUUGCUUUUGGAUAAUGGAUUAAUACAUUACGAUUCAAUUCGACUGAAUGUGAAGGACG
Messenger RNA from Eruca vesicaria subsp. sativa (arugula), 1714 nucleotides. The record is from the annotation of a GenBank genome assembly. NCBI's taxonomy places the organism in Eukaryota, Viridiplantae, Streptophyta, Magnoliopsida, Brassicales, Brassicaceae.